CCCCCUCCCCUCUUUUUUUGGGGCCCGAGAGCCGCUGAGACACCCUCUUCCAAGGCUGGCAGGCAGAGGAGGAGGGCAGGCCGCCGUUUCCACCAGGGGUGCAGGAUGGGCUCUGUUUCCAACCAGCAGUUUGAAGGGGGCUGCGCCCAAGGGAGCGAGGAAGAGCCCACGGGGGACGAGGCGGGCCAGGCGCCGCUGCAGGGCGCCGGCAUCUGCAAGUGGUUCAACGUGCGCAUGGGCUUCGGCUUCCUCUCCAUGACGGCCAGGGAAGGCGUCGCGCUCGACUCCCCCGUCGACGUCUUCGUGCACCAGAGCAAGCUGCAUAUGGAAGGUUUUCGCAGCCUGAAGGAAGGAGAAGCCGUCGAGUUCACCUUCAAGAAGUCCUCCAAGGGUUUGGAGUCCAUCCGAGUGACUGGUCCAGGGGGAGUGUUCUGUAUCGGCAGUGAGAGGAGACCGAAGGGCAAGAACCUGCAGAAACGCCGGUCAAAAGGCGAUAGAUGUUACAACUGUGGUGGCCUGGAUCAUCAUGCCAAAGAAUGCAAGCUCCCGCCUCAGCCAAAGAAAUGCCAUUUCUGCCAAAGCAUUACCCACAUGGUUGCCAACUGCCCUGUCAAAAUGCAGCAAUCGCCCAGUUCUCAGGGAAAGCCUGCCUACUUCCGGGAGGACGAGGAUAUGCACAGCUCAACCCUUCUUCCCGAAACCAGGGAAUGAUGUUGGGAAAUCAGUUAGAGCUACUGGAUCACUGGGGCUUCAGGGCAUCGAGUCAGCAAAGAAGGGGGAGCAAUGAAGAGCUUCUGCCUCCAGGUU
This is a messenger RNA of Euleptes europaea (tarantolino), 807 nucleotides long. It is a transcript of the gene LIN28A, whose product is annotated as lin-28 homolog A. The record is from RefSeq and is a predicted model, not a curated record. Lineage: Eukaryota; Metazoa; Chordata; Lepidosauria; Squamata; Sphaerodactylidae. The transcript is spliced from 4 exons. Bases 106 to 711 code for a protein of 201 amino acids. Gene Ontology annotation, molecular function: nucleic acid binding; zinc ion binding.